AUGGGUUUAUUGCAGUCUCAACCUGAAUUUGUCCAGGUUUUGGCUGAUAAAUCUGUAAGAGCUGGAGACACCGUCACUCUUCAGUGUGAGGUGAACACAGAAUGGUUAACGGUGAUGUGGGAGAAAGAUGGGCAGAAGCUGCACUGUGUUCACGAUAAACACAUCAUGAAGCAGGAAGGUCAAUUACUGACCCUGGAAAUCAGGAACGCUGAGGAGAAAGAUGAUGGGAGUCAGGGUCAGAUGGUCACUGAACUAGAAGCCUUUGUAAUUCAGCGUGAUGAAGUCAGAGAGCUCAACUUCCUUCUGUGUGGACCAAUUGGAGCAGGGAAAUCCAGCAUCAUCAACACCAUCAAUACCAUCUUUAAAAAACGGAUAUAUGUCACUCACCAAGCUUCCUCUUUUACAGCUAGAUUUCAGAAAUGUAAAGUUGGAACUGCACAGGACAGAUUUCUCCCCUUCGUCCUUUAUGAUACCAUGGGGCUGGAUAGUGGAGACAACGCUGGGAUGCAUCCGGACGACUUUAUCACUGCUGUUAAAGGUCACAUGAAGGAGGGCUAUCAGUUUAACCCCAUAAACCCACUGAACGAAAACAGUCCUUAUUAUCGGGAAAAUCCCAGCCUGAGUGACAGGAUGCACUGCCUGGUGUUUGUUAUACCAGCAGACAGGAUUUCCAGGAUGGACAGUGUCAUCAUCCAAAAAAUGAAGAACAUAAAAAAUGCAGCGACCGCCAUGGGUCUCCCUCAAGUGAUUUUAAUGACGAGAGUGGACCAGGCCUGCACACUGACAAACAAUGAUCUGCACUACGUCUACAACAGCAAGAAGAUUAAAGAUAAAAUGCUUGAAUGCCAACGUGCACUGGAUAUCAAGAUGAACUGUAUCUUCCCCGUGAAAAACUAUCACGAGGAAACUGACAUCAGCGAGGACGUAAACUGCCUGAUGCUGCACGCCUUAACACGAAUCGUACAGUGGGCUGACGACUAUGUAGACAAAUAUUCCAACAAUUAA
Molecule: messenger RNA, 1005 nt
Organism: Astyanax mexicanus (Mexican tetra)
Lineage: Eukaryota; Metazoa; Chordata; Actinopteri; Characiformes; Acestrorhamphidae
Product: interferon-induced protein 44-like
Exons: 7
Coding region: 1-1005 (334 amino acids)
Source: RefSeq, a predicted model, not a curated record